Oikopleura dioica is the source of this 1164-nucleotide messenger RNA. NCBI's taxonomy places the organism in Eukaryota, Metazoa, Chordata, Appendicularia, Copelata, Oikopleuridae. The record is from the annotation of a GenBank genome assembly.
AUGGACUCGUUGUGUCAGCACUACAAAGACCAAGCCGCAGAAUGUCAUUCGUACGAAAACGGUUUCAACAACUACUUCCGCCGGCGAUACAUGGGCGACUCUCAAAGCAGAAUCCACUGCCGCUUCUUCGAAAACGCAAAGAAACUGUGCGACGAGUCAAAAAUGACCUUCGGCCUCUCUUCAAUCGUCACUGGCGCUGCUUCUGGUCUUGGCCGAGCCACCGCUGCCGCCCUUGCCUCUCGAGGAGGAAAAGUCGUCAUCUUCGAUCUCCCCAACUCCGACGGCCAGGCUGUUGCAAAGGAACUCGGACCCAACGCCAUCUUCUGCCCUGGUGACGUCACCAACCCCGAAGAUGCCAAAAAGGCUGCUGAGCUCGCUGCUAACGAGUUUGGCCACUUGCAAGUACUCGUUAACUGCGCUGGGAUCGGCAUCGCCAAGCGAAUCUACAACGCGCGAAAGGACCAGCUCCACUCUUUGGAUGAGUUCGCCCGAGUCAUCAACAUCAACUUGAACGGAUCGUUCAACAUGAUGUCUCAGGCGACAAAAGUUAUGGUCCAGAAUCCAGCUGAUGCUCAGCUCGAUUUGACGGACCCGGUUAAUCCUGAUGUGAAAAUUACUCAAAAUGGUUGCAUCAUCAACACCGCCUCUGUCGCUGCUUUUGAUGGACAAAUCGGUCAAGCUGCUUACGCCGCUUCUAAGGGUGGCAUCGUUGGCCUUACCUUGCCUGCUGCCCGAGAUCUUGCCGCUGUUGGCAUCCGAGUCAACACCAUCGCCCCUGGCGUUUACAGAACUCCAAUCCUCGACGGACUCCCAAUGAAGGUCCAGACUGUUCUUGCCAAAACUGUUCCCUUCCCUCAGAGACUCGGUGAUCCAUCCCAAACAAAGACCAAGCCGCAGAAUGUCAUUCGUACGAAAACGGUUUCAACAACUACUUCCGCCGGCGAUACAUGGGCGACUCUCAAAGCAGAAUCCACUGCCGCUUCUUCGAAAACGCAAAGAAACUGUGCGACGAGUCAAAGUACGAGAAGCUCAGAGCGCUGGAAAAUUACUACCGGGAGAAUCAACAUCGAUCAGAGUUUCUGCCGAACAAUCGAAAUGGGCCUUUUGAAGAGUGGAAUAAAGAUUUAUGAAUUAUUUUACUUCAUGAUGAUUACUAUAAAAUGA